AUGAGCAGGCAGGCACCAACGGUGAGAUCUGUCCUGGGACGAAGAGGCUUCAGUUCAGCCUCGGAGAUCUGCGGUCGCAGCUACGCCGCGUCCGCCAGCCAGCCGGUGCGGUGCGGCGCCUACAGCAGCAGGAGCGUUUGCAACCUGGGCGGCAGCAGGAGGAUCUCCUAUGUCAACGGGGGCUGCGGCACCAGCUGCUUUGGGGAGAUGGGGUUCGGAGGCAUGGGCUAUGGGAACGCUGGAGGAGGAAGGAUUGGCCUGUGCGGCCCCCGGGGAUACAGCAUCGUGCGCGGGUACCCCGAGCGCAAGACCGACGGCAUCCAAGGGAUCUGCAUCGACGAGCGGCUGCUGAAGCCCCUCUGUGUCGGGGUGGACCCGCUGGAACAUGAGAUACGCUGCCAGGAGAAGGAGCAGAUCAAGACCCUCAACACGCAGUUUGCCUGUUUCAUCGACAAGGUUCGAUUCCUGGAACAGCAGAACAAAGUGCUGGAGACCAAGUGGGGCCUCCUACAGCAAUAUGUGCUGCCAAAAAAAGGGAAAAACCUGGAACUGUACUUCGAGAAUUACAUCUGCGACCUGCGGAAGCGCCUGGACUGUUUGCUGUGUGAAAAGCAGAAAUUGGGCAGUGAAGAAUGUGCCACAAGCCAGCUGGUGGAGGAGUUCAAGUGCAAGUAUGAAGAGGAAAUCAACAGGCGCACAACCGUGGAGAAUGAAUUUGUGGCACUCAAAAAGGAUGCAGACUGCAUCUUCUUAAACAAGGAAGAGCUGGAGGUGAAAGUGGAUCUGUUAAGGAGGCAGCUGGAGCUGCUGAAAUGUGUGUUUGAGGAGGAAAGGGCCCAGGUCGACCGCCAGCUCUGCGACACCUCGGUCAUUGUCAAGAUGGACAACAACCGGGACCUGGACAUGGAAAGCAUCAUCAAGAACGUCGAGUGCUGGUACCAGGAGAUCGCCCAGAAGAGCAAAGAAGAAGUCGAUGCUUUCUACCAGACCAGGUUUCAGGAGCUGCAGGAUAAGAGAGGGAAAUACUGCCAUGACCUGCAGAGCAACAAGUGUGAGAUUUCAGAGCUGACACGGAUGAUCCAGAAGCUGCAGUGUGAGCUAGAGAGUGUCAAGAAGCAGGUCUCCUGCCUGCAAACCUCCAUCUGUGACGUUGAGCAGCGUGGGGAUUGUGCGCUCAAAGAUGCUCGGGAAAAGCACGUUGAGCUGCAGAAUGCUCUGCAGAAGGCCAAGGACGAGCUGGCCUGCAUGCUGCGGGACUAUCAGGAGCUGCUCAACGUCAAGCUGGCCCUGGACAUCGAGAUUGCCACCUACAAGACUCUGCUGGAGGGUGAAGAGAGCAGGAUAUGUGUGGGGAACCCUGUGAGCGUGUCUGUGGUCAGCAGUGGCUACAACAUCCCUGAAGACUGCGGGAUGAUGGCCAAUGGGGCCGUGUGUGGCUACGGCUCCCUGGGCAGGCGGGCCGGGCGACACAGCUCCCAGACCGGCGGAUUCAGCUCCCGGAGCACUGGGAUCCACCCCAAGAGAGUCCUCAGCUCCGUGGCCAAGCAGUGCAUCCCAGAGGUGUUUUGCCAGGCUGGAGGGGUCAGCUGCAAAGCCGGGGGAUUCAGCUCCCGCAGCGGGGGGUACCCAGCCCGCACCGUGGUCAGCGCUGGGAGCGCGGGCCUGAAUGCCAGGAUGGGGCCCUGCCAGGCUGGACAAGUGCUCAGCUUUGGGAACCAGGGCUGCGUCAUCCGGCAGCUGGCGGGGCCCCCCGUCGUUGUGUCCAGCAGCCCUGAGGUCGUGGGGUGCAACAACGGCGUGGUGGGGAAUUUUGGGGUUGUCAGAGACCCCUGUGUGGUCCCGUAG
Molecule: messenger RNA, 1845 nt
Organism: Motacilla alba alba
Lineage: Eukaryota; Metazoa; Chordata; Aves; Passeriformes; Motacillidae
Product: keratin, type II cytoskeletal 4-like
Exons: 9
Coding region: 1-1845 (614 amino acids)
Biological process (GO): intermediate filament organization; keratinization
Cellular component (GO): keratin filament
Molecular function (GO): structural constituent of skin epidermis
Source: RefSeq, a predicted model, not a curated record